AUGAAGAGGAGCUGGGACUGGGGGGUGUUUGGCCUUCGCAUUCGUGAGAGGGACUACGCAUUCUCAAAGUGGCUGGAUGGUUGUGUUAUGCGUUCGCGAUUGGGCUUCGCAUUUGCGGAAGAGGAAUUGGCCCAGUGGAGUUUUGUGCAUCGCGUUCGCGUGAACAAAAAUUCUGCCUAUGAAUUUAUCUGGGAUGACUUUAGGUUUUCAGUCUUAGACUAUGAAGCUUCAGAAAUACUCCUUAAAGCUGGAUCAACUGAAACCAUUGAAAUGCCUGCAACAGAGUUAUGUCAGGUGGGAAGUACAUUUAUCUGGGAUGUUACCAUUGUGAGAGGGGAAGUGAUCUAUAAGGAGGAAUUUGUGCUAGAGGAGGAGAACUCUUACACAAUUAUCCUUCAGAAGGAGAAGAAGUUGAGCUCACCAAUUCGCAACACAUUCAAGAAUAAUGAAGCUGGAAAAGUUGUGCUGACAAUUAAGAACACUUCUAGCAAGAAGUAGAAGGCGUUUUACCGACACAAGAUCAAGAAAUCA
This is a messenger RNA of Nicotiana tabacum (common tobacco), 531 nucleotides long. The record is from RefSeq and is a predicted model, not a curated record. Lineage: Eukaryota; Viridiplantae; Streptophyta; Magnoliopsida; Solanales; Solanaceae.